This is a messenger RNA of Sinocyclocheilus anshuiensis, 287 nucleotides long. Its product is annotated as spermatogenesis-defective protein 39 homolog. Lineage: Eukaryota; Metazoa; Chordata; Actinopteri; Cypriniformes; Cyprinidae. The transcript has 4 exons. The record is from RefSeq and is a predicted model, not a curated record. Gene Ontology annotation, biological process: intracellular protein transport; vacuolar transport. The annotation marks the transcript as partial. Gene Ontology annotation, cellular component: cytoplasm.
GAUUUUGUCAGUGACCCGAGUCCUGAGGAAACCGUGAGGAGAAUGCAGAAAGGACGGGAAUUUUCCCUAGAAAAGUUCCGCUCUCUGCAAGACAAACUUCUGCUGCUAGAUGAAGCAGUAGCUAUUUAUGAUGGCAACCUCAUCACUGCUGUCUUGAUAUAUUUAAACAAGUCAUUAAGUAAAGAAAUCCUCUUUCGAGAGUUAAUGGCGAGAAAUGUGGCUUUGCGUCAUUACGUUCAUUAUUUAAAAGAAAUGGGAGAACAAAAGCUUUUGGUUGAGUUACUGAA